AUGCUUCUUAACUGCAUUUCCAACGCAAAGGUUGUCUAUCAUCAUGGAUUCCACCUCCUCCACGCGGUCCACGCGGUCCACGCCACCGAAACCUUUCUUACGAAUCUCCGAAGACGCGGCUGCAGAUUCCACAUCGUUUGGUUCGCCGCCCACGAAGACCUCUGCGUCCCCGACGCCACGAAUACGCUAGAAUCAUACCUGCUCACGUGCGCGAUUCCCAUCAAGCAUCUCACGCAUCAUGAUGACACAUCAGCCGCACAUGGUUUGGCGGCGAACCCAGCUCUAAAAGUCUAUUAUCUCGAUAUUGUGUACAAGCUGAGUGUGCGCAGGUAUAGCGUGGCUUUUCUUAACAACUUGGAAUUCGUCUACUCCCCAGCGCUCUCGCCAUCUGCGGAUCACUGGAGAGACUCCUCCAUCCCUGACGAUCUUAUGCUGGAGAGGGCUCUAUUCAAGCUACUCCCAAAUUAUAUAGAGGAAGUGUGCCCAUCUAUAUACAAUGAAAUCCCAGUCACUGCGAGGGACGAUCUAGCGCUAAAGAGUUUCUACGCUACGCUUGCCGAGGAACUAGACGCUUCUGUCGAGCGCUGCAUUAUGGCCUACAUUGUCCACCUCGUUCUACUUAGGCAGGUCGAUCUUUCCAAGCAGUCUCUUACCAUCGCAGUCAUAGAACUAGAACUAGAUAUACUCUAUUACGAUUCCAUUGCCGCAUUUAGCAGGAUUAGUGUUUCUAUACUAGAGGAAAUAGCGUUAUCUCCAAAUCUGGAGUGGGACAUUGCAGACCUCAUCGACAGCCAUGUCUUCUACCGUAUUCUCCAGACUGCAGACUCCUUAAAACUACCCGCCCUAAACUCCCUCAUCCCGCCUGGCAGUGUCUAUGCGAAUGACAUCUACGUCAUCAACUUUGAGCACUUCAGCUGGUUGCCGCCCUGCUUCCUCUCCUUUGAGCCCCAAAGGCGGGAAUUGCUCGACUUGAAUGAGCACGUGUGA
Molecule: messenger RNA, 987 nt
Organism: Scedosporium apiospermum
Lineage: Eukaryota; Fungi; Ascomycota; Sordariomycetes; Microascales; Microascaceae
Exons: 5
Coding region: 1-987 (328 amino acids)
Source: RefSeq, a predicted model, not a curated record